Molecule: messenger RNA, 8654 nt
Organism: Dunckerocampus dactyliophorus (ringed pipefish)
Lineage: Eukaryota; Metazoa; Chordata; Actinopteri; Syngnathiformes; Syngnathidae
Gene: kcnh3
Product: potassium voltage-gated channel, subfamily H (eag-related), member 3
Exons: 16
Coding region: 73-3912 (1279 amino acids)
Biological process (GO): potassium ion transmembrane transport; regulation of membrane potential
Cellular component (GO): membrane
Molecular function (GO): voltage-gated potassium channel activity
Source: RefSeq, a predicted model, not a curated record
ACUUACGACAAAGUGGAAUUACAGUACUUCUGCAAGUCAUUUUGGAGUAUAACACAAGUAAAUAUCAGGAGAAUGACGACUGCGGAAGGUGGAAGGUGCGCCGAGGCUCCCGCCGUCACGCUUACCCGCCUGGUCGCUCUCUGUUCUGGGCUCGAUUAUGGUCACAACCCCCGCGGUGCCAAGGUGGAGCCGCCGCGCGUUUCUCGGAUCGGUGCGCUCCUCCAGGGGCUGGGAUGCGCACCGGGCACCUCCCGCUUCCUGCCGAGCUUUGGGUCUGAGCAACGGGGGGAGGAGUCCAGUGCAGCCCCGGGGCGCCGAGCCAGGAGGACCCAGUCUACCCGGAGCAGGAUGCCGGUGAUGAGAGGGCUGCUGGCCCCGCAGAACACCUUCCUGGACACUAUCGCCACACGCUUCGAUGGCACCCACAGCAACUUUGUGCUGGGUAAUGCUCAGGUGCAGUCGCUCUACCCCAUUGUCUACUGCUCCGAUGGCUUCUGCGAACUCACAGGCUAUGCUCGCGCCGAGCUCAUGCAGAAGAGCUGUGCCUGCCACUUCCUGUACGGCCCCGAAACCAGUGACCGCUUCACCGCACAGAUUCAAGGCGCGCUGGACGAGAGGCGCGAGUUCAAGACCGAGCUGGUCUUCUACAAGAAAGAAGGCACUCAGUUCUGGUGUCUUCUGGACAUCGUGCCGAUCAAGAAUGAGAAGGGCGAGGUGGUCCUUUUCCUUGUGUCCCACAAAGACAUCACGGACAAGAAGAAGGACCAGGAUCCGGAGCAGGGACCAGAUACAGAUGAGGAGACGGGUCUGGAGGUGCAUCAGGUGACGCGGCCUCCCGGCUUCAACGCCAACCGCCGUCGUAGCCGAGCUGUCCUCUACCAUCUGUCUGGACACCUGCAGAAGCAAGACAAGAGCAAGCUCAAGAUCAACAACAACAUGUUUGGGGAGAAGCCUCCCAUCCCAGAGUACAAGGUAGCGGCCAUCCAGAAGUCCCGCUUCAUCCUGCUCCACUACGGCACCUUCAAGGCCGGCUGGGAUUGGCUGAUCCUGCUGGCCACCUUCUACGUGGCUGUCACCGUGCCCUAUAACGUGUGUUUCACAGUGGUCGGCGGACGGGACGAAGGCAGCGCCCCCAGAAGCCCCCCCAGCGUCAGCGACAUCCUCGUGGAGAUCUUGUUUAUGCUCGACAUUGUGUUGAACUUUCGAACGACAUUCGUGAGCACGUCGGGCCAGGUGGUGUACGACGCCCGCUCCAUCUGUGUUCACUACGUCACCACGUGGCUCUUUGUGGACCUCAUCGCGGCCCUGCCCUUUGACCUCCUGUAUGCUUUCAAUGUCAGCGUGUACUUUGGCGUCCACCUGCUGAAGACGGUGCGUCUGCUUCGCUUGCUGCGCCUGCUGCAGAAGUUAGAGCGGUACUCCCAGUACAGCGCCGUGGUCCUCACCCUGCUCAUGUCCAUGUUCGCCCUGCUAGCGCACUGGAUGGCCUGCGUCUGGUACUUCAUUGGCCGCAGGGAAAUAGAAAGUCCUGGAUCCUGGGACAUUGGUUGGCUGCAUGAGCUUGCCAAGCGUUUGGGGACACCCUACUUCCUGUCACCCCUGACAGCUCUGUUUCCCACCUCUUCUGGCAUCCUCCCAGCCAACAGUAGCCAGUGGAAAGCGUCGAGCUCCAGCGAGUUCGGGGUUCAAGGCCCCUGGAACUCCAGCAAUGUGACGGCGAGGGAGGACGCAUCAGGCGCAGGUUUCGGGGUCCUGGGCGGCGGCCCUUCCAUGCGCAGCAGCUACGUGACAUCGCUUUACUUUGCCCUGAGCAGUCUGACCAGUGUGGGCUUCGGAAAUGUGUCGGCCAACACGGAUUCGGAGAAGAUUUUCUCCAUUUGCACCAUGCUAAUCGGAGCGCUGAUGCACGCCGUGGUGUUCGGCAACGUGACCGCUAUCAUCCAGCGGAUGUACUCACGUCGUUCGCUCUACCACACUCGCACAAAGGACCUGAAGGACUUCAUCCGCGUCCAUCGACUGCCCAAAGCUUUGGAGCAACGAAUGCUGGAAUGUUUCCAGACCACCUGGUCGGUCAACAAUGGCAUCGACGUCAGCGAGCUCCUGAAGGAGUUCCCGGAUGAGCUGAGGGCUGACAUCGCCAUGCACCUGAACAAGGAGCUCCUUCAGCUGCCCCUCUUUGAGUCAGCCAGCAGGGGGUGCCUGCGCUCGCUCUCGCUCAUCAUCAAAACGUCAUUCUGUGCACCCGGCGAGUUCCUCAUCAGGCAGGGCGACGCCCUACAGGCCAUCUACUUUGUGUGCUCGGGCUCCAUGGAGGUCCUGAAAGACAACACCGUGCUCGCCAUACUGGGUAAAGGCGAUCUGAUUGGCUCAGACUCUCUGACCAAGGAGCAGGUGAUCAAAACCAACGCCAAUGUCAAGGCGCUGACCUACUGUGACCUUCAGUACAUCAGCUUGAAGGGCCUCAGGGAGGUACUGAGACUCUACCCAGAGUACUCCCAGAAGUUCAUCGGCGAGAUCCAGCACGACCUCACCUACAACUUGCGUGACGGACAUGGCAGUGACGCCGACUGGGAAAGCAAUGGUGGUCUAGUGAAGAAGCUCCCUUCCAUCCGGGAGGACGAGGAGGGCGACGAGGAGCAGAACUUGAUUUCCCGCGCGCCUCGCUCCCCGCUGCGCCUCAACAGGGGGCUCAACUCCCCACUGCGCUCCCCUCUGCUGCCACCCAGACCCUUCCGCUCCCCUGCUGAGCAAUCCCGCCCCACCACCCUACAGAUACCUGUGGUCAGCUUCAGCGGCGCACCCCCCGAGCUCAGCCCCAGGUUUGUGGACGGCAUCGAAACGGAGAACAGUUCCAUGUCAUCCCAGAAGUUUGAGUUCAGUCCCAGCAUGUCACCUGCAGCACCGCCCUCCCCGUAUCCAGGCAACCGGGAUUCAUCCGAGAUUAAGCAGAGUGUGUACAAGUUAACAGAGGAGAUGAACAACCUCUCCAGACAAGUGUCCCAGCUCAGCCAGGAGCUCCAGGAAAUGACCCAUCUGCUUAAGCCCCUCCUGCAAAGACCGCCACAGCCCGUCUUGGCAGCCGCUGUGCCAAACUUAACCCCGCCUCCCAGCAGUGCCAGCAGACAGUCGACAAGCGUCAGUCUGGCGGUGGCCCCUCCCGCCACGCCAUGCUCCCUCCUCCGGAGACCAGACACUCAUCAAUCCCUGUUGGACUGUGGCGAUAUCGAAGGCGUGGACCUGUCACGAUGCCUUCUCCCGACUCCUCAUUCACCAAAAAGGCCUCAUCCCUUGCCGCCCCCAUCCAAAGCCCCCAGUCUCACCUCGCCAAAGGAAGGACUUCUUGAGGAAUCGCUCAUCUUGCGGAGCCCCAAAACCUCCCCCAGCAUGUUUAUGUCCUCACCGCAGGACCACCCACCGCUGGCCUCUGGCACUCCGUCACCAUCUCUAUCCUUUUCCAUGUCCUUCUCCUCAUCUUCAUCCAUGUCCUCCUGUCGGGGCACCCAACUGUCCCGACCGUCCAGCUGUGUUGUACGAGGAGGUCUGCUCCCACCACCUCCAUCCCAGGACAUGCCUCUACCCCCGUGGCCGCCGCACUGUUCUGCGCCCCCAUCUCUUGCAUCCUCACCCAGGGACCGCCAUUUGAAACCUUCCUCAUCCAUUCCCAUUGUGUCCCCCAUCACGUACCCCCGUCCUUCCCUCUUCUCCCUGCCUUUGUCUCUGGACUCACCAGGCUGGGGCAGACAGCCCGCAGAUUUCCAUCCCAAUCAAGCCACUCACUUCCACCAGCCCACGGGAUUGGGCGGCACUCCCCUGCAGGAGAUGGAGAUGCAGGAGUGGCAGGGCGAGUCAGGAGGGGGGCGGUCCUCCACGGAGAACAUCAGCUUCAUUGACGAAGAUGAGCCGGCAGUGUGAGUGACAAGCUGAGAGUAGCAGCAGGACAAAAAAAAAUGGAUCCAAAGGAGACCAGAUCAGGGAACGUCAGGUGCACUGGUUGUCGUUGGACACAAAGCCAGCAGUCAUGUGAUGGAUCUACAAGAGCACACCUUGCAGUUUUACAGUAUCAUAUGAACAGAACCUCCUUGAAUUCAAGACUGGUUUAAUUUAAGACCCAGCAUGGACGUCUGCUCCCCUUCAAAGUGAAGGUCAUAUCUCAGUGUAGUUACAGAACCACUGACCAUUCAUCAGUUGCCACCCCACACCAAAAAGUGACUACACCGUAUUCAGCCCCGGUCAUCCACCCACCCCCCUCCCGCCACAUUUUUUAAAUCAGUCAGGAAUUAAAUGUGAAUCCUAUGUAUUUAAAAAAAAACCUGUCAGACCCAAGAUAGCCCAGGUAGCUCAUGUCGAAGGUCGGAGUGCUCAGUCCUUUUUGAGCACCCAUUUUUAAAACAACCUUCAAACUUUCAGGGAUUAGAUGGCAGAGGUAUCUGAUGUCAUACGUUGCCCACUAUACGGGGGUCUAUUUGUUGCUCUAAUUUUCAGUUGUCGUCAACUCUGAGGGGGUUAUUCUCCUACAGUGCACCUAUUGACUUGGAAAGAGUUCUGACAUAAAAUGAGCUAAACCAAACUCUCAGGUACUCGGAACAACAAUCCCAUAGAUUUUAAAGGACAUUUGAUUGAAGAUAGCACAAGUAACACUGUAAACGCUCUAGCUACUUAUUGUUGUCGAAGAGGGAACCCUGUCGAUUUGGAAUGAUAUCCAAUACAAGCUAGUUAUGAGGUAGCUAAUGUUAAACGGUCAGGUUGCUCACUACAGGGCACUCUAUUUUGCAACCCAAACUUGAACUUUUAUACACACUAGUUGGAAAAAAUAUCAAACCACCCUUGUUUCGUCAGUUUAUUGAUCCAUUUUAAUGCCUGGUACAACUAAAAGUACAUUUGUUUGGACAAAUAUAAUGACGAUAACAGAUAUUUUUUGAUAAUAACCAAAAUCACUUACGGUAAGUUCAUAUGAGCUAUUUUUGUUGUCAUUGUUAUAUUUGUCCAAACAAAGGUACCUUUAGUUGUUAGGCAUUAAAAUGAACAAUAAACUGAAGAAACAAGGGUGGUCUAAUCAUUAUUUCCAGGACUGCAUACACUACCAGUCAAAAGUUUUAGAACACCCCAAUUUUUCCAUUUAUUUAUUGAAAUUUGUCGUUGUUCAAGUCCAAUGAAUAGCUUGAAAUGGUACAAAGAUAAGUGGGUGAAGUGCUAGAGGUUCAAGAAAAAGGUAAGGCUACCCCAAAACUGAAAAAUAAUGUAUAUUUCAGAAUUAUACAAAAAUGCCUGUUUCAGGUACCACAAAAUGGGUCAACAAUUUAAAGCUGCUCUGCAGAAAUUGAGGCGGAUCAAGCCUUGGCAUUUGGUGCAACUAAUUCCUUCUGGAGUACUUACUACCUCCUCUGUCUGCAUAAAAGCAGUGUUUGGAACACACUGUGGCACUAUACCCUCGUGAGCAUCAGUUGGACAGUAUUGAACUUGUUGCUACAAAAAUGGUAAGAAAAAAGGCAAUUAACAAUGGAAGAGAGACAGACCCAUCUUAACACUUCGAAAUGUAGGUUUUUUCUUUGGAGUGUUCUAAAAAUUUUGACCGGUAGUGUAUGUGGAACCCUGCUGGUUUGGGGAUUUUACGCAAGAUGAAAAGAUGAACUUUCAGGUCCUUCUGUCAACAGUUCUAGUGAUUUCAAAGGACAUUUGACCCAAGUUAGCCCAGUUAGCUACUGUCGAAGAUUUGGUUUCUCGGUAAAGGUUAGCAGUAAAGGUUAGCACUCAAACUGUCGGGGGUUGUUGUUGUACAUCUAAGAUUGAACCCUGCUGCUUUUGAAUGAGUAGAUGGGUUAGAAUACAUCCGGGGUCCCUAUAACAAUAAUCCUAUUCAUUUUAAAGGAUUUGUGACCCAAGAUAGCUCAGGUAGCUAAGGUCGCUCUGAUUUUAAACUAAGGGAUAAUUGUCCUAGAGCUAAAAGAACCCUGUUAAUUUUUUUAUAAGAUCUGAUCAAGAAGUGGUAGGUAGUUAAAUGAGCCAUAUUGUGAGGCUUUUUUUUUUUUUGCAAAGUUGAGAGGUUGGCGUUUCUUGACCUGCACUGGAUUGUUUUUUGCACGUUUAUUCAACAAAACAGUUAGAAUAUCAAAGUGGUCAAUAUUUGGGCACCCCUGAACUUAACAAAUCAUGCAUUUUUUUAUUGUGUGCCAAAGACAAAAUUGCCAUUUAUGAAUGAAACAUAGUGUAGGUGGUUGAAGUCACUCUAGUACCCCAUCCAUCUAUAGGUCACAGUUGAUCAGGACUGUUUACAACCUUCACACGUCACUCCUGAGCUUUAGCCAUCCAACCAUUGGUGCCUUCUCCGCCUCAACACACUCCCGACAUCAGGCAUUUUUGGAGCAAGUGAGAACAUUUUAAAAAAGCCAUCUGAUAAAUCUUUGCACCUUGAUCCCAAAACACAAUUUGGGAAAAUAAAUGUGGGAUAUUUUUCUUGAUGAUCUCUAUAUGUAGCAGUCACACACACACACACUCCCCUUUGCCAAAUGCUGAGCUACUACAAAAUUACACUACCCAUGAUACAUCACUAACAAGUAAACUAGAUUUUAUUUUCUCAAAGAGACUCACUUUGAGGUGGUGCAGGCAGGUGGUGUAUCAGUGGUCUGAUAUGUAUUUAGUUUUGGGGGUAAUCCAAUGCAUGUCACAGUUUUUGUUGCAUGAGGAAUGUGCCUGCGUUUGGAGCCACACCGGGCGGCUAACAUGUAGACAAAUAAACCCUGUGGGAUGGUCUUGUAGAGACAAACAACCCUGUGGGGGGUCUCAGAUGUAUUUUAUUAAUAAAAUCAAAUCAAAAUGAAGAAUGCUGUUAAAUGACUCUCGACUCAAGCGGGGUUAUGACAAUAAAUAAACAUGGUUUUCAUAGUUUUGACUGCUGUGAUGAUUGAUGCUUACUGCACACUUCAUUAGGCAAACCAGGUAGAAGCUUCAAGUGUGCACUGCAUCAUACUGACAACUGUUUCUAAUAUUUUGACCCUCUCCUUUUGCAAAAUAUUAGUUGUGUGAUGCAGCGCAAUUGUACUCCACUUACAACCAUAACAACAACCAUAUUGUUAUAUUUGACAGUCGCAAUCUUAUUACAUUGUGCAGUUGUACCUAAUUUACUGCCCGCUGCGCCUAUAUUCGCUGACAAAGUAGAGAAUGUAACACAAAUAAAGCUAAAUGACCUUUCGGUCAGCCACGUUCCAAUAACAAUGGCCAAUCACGGAGCAGCACAGGUGAAGCUCCGCCCACUGGUCAGUCAUUUUCUCUCCGGCGCUCAAUUCUUUUGACUUGUUUUUGCUGACAGAAUGAGAAUUGUCAUCCUCCAGGAGCUCCAAGGUAAGCAAUGUCCUUAUUGUGUGGUUUAACCUGGGAAGCUAACCGAAGUAAAACCAGCUAAUACAUCAGCAACAGACAUCGCAUUAAGUGGGUUUAUCCACUGCUGAGAUACAAGUAGUUCAACCUCGCCGCCAUAUUGGAUGUGUCAAGGCUAAUACGUAUACUUGGGAAACAGUCACCAAAAACACGUAUUUGAUCUUCUCAGAUGGCUAAGAUAAGAACUUUCGCAAAACUAUAUAUAUAUAUAUAUAUAUAUAUAUAUAUAUAUAUAUAUACAUACACACACACACACACACACACACACACGUGUAGUAGUUUUAAUGCAAUAUACUUUUACAUUUUUCGAGUAAAUUGUUCUAAGCUAACAAUACUCUUAAAUGAGUAGUUUUGUUGGCUACUCCACCCAUCUCUGAGUAGAUAAAUUAAUGUAUUGCAUAUUUUAUAUAAGAAUACAUUUGUGUUUUGAUUUAUUUUUGUCAAGAUUUAUAGUUAAAGGUGUAUUGUUUAAAAUACAUGAAUUUGCUCAUUUUUAGAUUGAUAACUUUCAUGUUCUUAUUUUAUAUUCUUAUGUUAUUGCAUUAAAACUAUAUAACACUAUAUAUAUAUAUAUAUAUAUAUAUAUAUAUACAUACACACACAUACAUACACAAACAGUGUAUAGUUCUUUGGCACUACUUUGUGCUCUAUAGCUAUAAUGUAAUAUGAAUUACUCCUGUGUUGGAUCAAUAAAGUUCUUAUCUUAGCCAUCUGAGAAGAUCAAAUACAUUGUUUUUGGUGACUGUUUCCCAAUUAUAUUAGUGCGUGUGUGAAUGUGCAAACGAGAGGCAUUAACUUCAAUUUCUUUGUAGAAAAGGUGUUUUAUGAAAGCAAGUAUUCACUUACAGCGUAGCCUUGACACAUCCCAUAUGGCGGCGACGAUGUGCAGCUCAGCGCACAAUGCGGCGUCAACAUAUAUAUGUCUGUCAUAUCAGCUGUGUUAACUAGUUGGUUAACGCUAGCUAUCUUACUUCUGUACUACAAAAUGUAGUGGUUUUUUUUUUGCCAGUGAACGUUCGCCUCCGCUUGAGCACCACUAGUGGUCUUUAAUUGUAUUUUUCGUAAUUUUGUAUUUCAUAAUUUGUAAUUCUUGUGACAGCCCUACCUGAGACCCAUUCUUGUACCUGAGACACUUGUUCUUGAUGGUGAUCCACCUUCUUCCACACCUCCUGUUUUUACCCUCAGUGUUUGCAGAGACAAAACCUGGCAUGUUUUCAAUCUUGGACAAACGUAAUUGCCCUAUAAUAAAGCUGACUCAAGCUAGUCAACGUCUCGGCAUCAUU